Messenger RNA from Staurois parvus, 309 nucleotides. The record is from the annotation of a GenBank genome assembly. NCBI's taxonomy places the organism in Eukaryota, Metazoa, Chordata, Amphibia, Anura, Ranidae.
AUGUAUGUGAAAUGGUUUGAUACAGUUAUGUUUUACUAUGUGAUUUUAGUGAUUUUAGUGAAUGUCACUUUUUGUCAUUUUCAAAUUUCCCGCCAGUUCCAUCCCCGUACGUCCCGACGCUCAAAGGGGACGGAACCCAGAUGACAGAUGCCGGCAUCCGCUGGAUUAAUUUGCUGGGGACACUGCAGGAGGGACAUCGCGGGAGCGCAGGACAAGGUAAGUGAUCGAGGAGCAGCGCCGCAUGGUAAGCCCGAGUGUAGCUCGGGGUUACUGCUUGUGCUACACUCAGGAAUACCUCCAGGGAGGCUA